CCUUAAAAAUCCCCAUAAAGAUUUGUUUUGAUUAUUUUUUCAUUUGUAAACUUUGUUUCUUUCUCCCCCUCUGCGUUGUCUUCUUAAAAAACAAAACAUUUUUUUUUCUAUCAGAACUUGCUUUCUCCACACUGCAAAGCUAAUUGAAAUUUAAAAAUAGCAACAAUCCCGACGAAAGAAAAUAAAAAGUCGGAGACUGUACAUCUGGGUUUGUAGCUUUGACCUUAGAUCUUCAAAUUUUCUGUAAUGGGCAUGGCAGCAGUGGAAUCGCAGUUUCAUGUUUUAGCCGUCGAUGAUAGUUCAUUAGAUAGGAAACUCAUAGAGAGACUGCUUCAAAAGUCUUCGUGUCAAGUAACAACUGUUGAUUCAGGCUAUAAGGCUUUAGAGUUUCUUGGUAUUGAGAGUAACGACCCAAAUGCUCUUUCUACAUCUCCUCAGGAGGUUGAAGUUAAUCUUAUCAUUACAGACUAUUGUAUGCCAGGCAUGACUGGUUAUGAUUUGCUCAAGAAAGUCAAGGAAUCACCAGCUUUUAAGAACAUACCUGUGGUAAUAAUGUCCUCAGAGAACGUUCCUGCAAGGAUCAGCAGAUGUUUAGAAGAAGGAGCUGAGGAGUUUUUCUUGAAACCAGUAAGAAUGGAUGAUCUCAACAAGUUGAAACCUCACAUGAUGAAAACAAAGUUGAACAACCAGAAGCUGGAAGAGAUUGAAAAGCCUUUAAAUGUAGCAGCAGCCGCCGCAGCAGUUGAACCAGAGAUUACAGAUUCAGCAGAAGUUGGAAGCAAAAUCUUGACUCUUCAGUCUGAACUAGAACCGAAACAAGUACAUCUGCAAGUAGCACAACAAGAGGAGCAGCCAUUGGGUAACAACAAGAGGAAGUCCAUGGAAGAAGGGCUCUCAACAGAUAGAUCACGUCCUAGAUUCGAGUGUAUCACAACCGCUGUCUGAUUCUACCACCUUGAUGCUUCUUUUUCAGUUUCUAAUUUUAGAGUUUUGUAGGAAUGCUUAUGCUGCUAGUACAAUACAUGGUUCCAGUAGGGAAUAUAGAUGGAUGAUAAUGAAUAAAAUGAUGAUGAUGAUGAUGUAUGGGGAUAAUGUUUAUAUGUACAUCAGUAAAUCUUUGGUGAUAACCCAGUUA
Molecule: messenger RNA, 1135 nt
Organism: Brassica oleracea var. oleracea
Lineage: Eukaryota; Viridiplantae; Streptophyta; Magnoliopsida; Brassicales; Brassicaceae
Product: two-component response regulator ARR9-like
Exons: 5
Coding region: 247-945 (232 amino acids)
Biological process (GO): phosphorelay signal transduction system; cytokinin-activated signaling pathway
Source: RefSeq, a predicted model, not a curated record